AUGACCACACUGGUUAACAUGGUCUCGGCUACCAGGGAAAGGCUUCUAUAUCUGAUGUCUGAAAGAGGAUCACCUUUUCGGGUAGACAUGUUGGAUUUGUCUCCUUAUUGCGAGGCACUGGAGAAUAUCGUUGAUGCAUUGAUGUUUGUACGAUCCAAAACAGAAACAGAACGACAAUCUGAGAGGAUUUUAGAAGUUAAAAGAAGGAUCAGAAGCCUGCUGUUUACAAUUGAGAACGAGGUGGAGAUUUAUGGCCUCCAGCAUGAAUCUGGAGGAUCUGGAAGCGGAUACAAGGUCAGGGGUAUCAUCCGUAGUUGCAGACAAGGUCUUAACAAAAGGCGCGCAAAGUUGGAUAUCAUCCAUAACCAGCUCAGGGACGCUGUCGUCGAGUACAACAGAGAACAAGCUCCGGAUCUACGUAUGGGUGAUAUAAGAAGUAUAAAUGAUAUAAGAAGUAUAAAAGUUUCCCGCAGUUCAGAAAAGGCCGAAAUGCUCUUUUCUCGAGCUAAUUACUCCAACGACUUGGAAUAUACUGUUGGAUUGGAGAAGGCCAUAAGUGGACUGGUAGAAGUUUUAGUCCGUGGAGACACUGAUGCCAAAGUAGUGAUUGCUUCCAUUUGCGGCGAAGGUGGAAUCGGCAAAACAACCCUUGCAAACAAAGUGUACGACCAGCAUCAGAUCCGGAGUCAUUUUGAGUGUUUCGCCUGGGUCUACGUCGGUAUCAACUGGACGAUUAGAGAUAUCUUGGUCAAUAUACUCGACCAAUUGCUUCCCUCGCGACUGACCAAGAAGAACAAAGAGUUGAUGAUGAUGACGAUGGUGGACGUUGAGGACGUGGAGUUAGCUCAACAGGUACACGAAGUUCUACAAGAAAAUGUUUGCCUAAUUGUGCUGGACAAUUGUUGUACCUAUGAAUUCUGGGAUAGCCUGCGCAUGGCCUUGCCAACCGAGGAGGAGAAUGCUAGCAGAUUCAUCCUUACCACUCGGCAGAGGGAUUUAGCUGUUCGUGUUGGUGCGGGAUUCAUCUGGGAUAUGCAAAAUCUCGAUCCCGACCAAAGCUGGGAAUUAUUCUCCUAUUGGCGGGACUUAGCGUUGAAGGACGAUGGUGGAAUCCCACCAGAACACGGUUCAGAUCAGCAGGAACUAGGAAAGCAAGGCCCAGAACUGGAACAAAAUAUACGGAGCUUAAUCUCAUCAUGCAGGGGCUUACCAUUGGCUAUAAUUUUAGUCGCCAGUAUGUUGAGAAGCAGGACAAUUGAUAUGGAAUCUGUGAAAGUCAGCCUUGGCAUAAUAAAUUCUUCUGGAAGACGUCCCGAAUCUUUAAGUUACUACAGUUUGCCACUUGGUAUAAGCUCGAGUUUUCUUUAUUUGGGAAACUUCCCAAACAAUUCAGGGAUUCAGGUAGACAAAUUGUGUCAGCUUUGGACUGCUGAAGGUCUGAUAUCAGCGUAUAGGGAAGACGGAGAAACAACGAUGGACUUGGCAGGGCGAUAUUUUGAUGAACUGUUGGUAAGGAGCUUGGUAAUUCUGCAUGAAGAUGAAGUCUCAGAUGUAAAACUCAUGUCCUGCCACGUUCAUGAUCUAAUAAGAGAUUUCAGUGUAUCACUUGGAGAAGAGGAGGGAUUUUAUGAGGUCAUGGAAUCUUCCAGUAAUCAUCCACGAAUGAGGUCAUCUGCACAAAGGUGUGCUAUAUAUUUGAAUAGAUAUGACAACUUAGCUGAUGUUUGCCCCUCUGCUAACCUUCGGUCUCUUUUAAUCCUCAACUCGGACCAAUCAGGGCAAGAACAUACAUGGCGACAGGAAUUUUUUAAUUUCAAUAAUCAUAGAUGGCUAAGAGUUCUAGAUUUUGAUAAAGUAUGUUUUCAGGAUGGAAAGCUACCAGACGGAGUGAGCGAGUUGUUCUUCUUGAGAUACUUGAGUUUUCGAGGAAGUUACCUGGAGGAUUUGCCAUCAUUUGUUGGUGAAUUUUUAUACCUGGAAACCCUCGACCUGAGGGUUCGGAAUGAUUGUACAUUGACAAUUUCAAAUGUCAUCUGGAAGCUCAAACGACUAAGACAUCUAUACUUCCCUCUGGCAUUUCAAACUCCUGAUCAUUGUGGUAUGUUAAAACUGGAUGGCUUGAAUGAACUGGAGACACUUGAAGGUUUAGAUACAAAUGUUUGCAGUGCUGAGGACCUCAUAAAGCUGACCAACCUUCGGAGUCUAGCAGCAACUGUGGAAGGAAAGCUGAAGGACUUGGUGCAGAUAAUCAACUGCAUAAACAAUAACUCGAGCCACUUGAGCAGGACAUUGAUUGACAUAAAAAAUUUUGAUUGUUACUCUGAAGAGCGGGUGUCAUUCAUUCCCAGUUUGUUCAGCUGUGGUGUACUUAAAUCUUUGAGAAUGGAAGGGCAUAUGGGAAAAGUACCAGAGGUUGGUACAAUCUCUUCCAGCUUUACCGAGAUUGUGUUAAGCGGUUCUGAGUUUAAACGAGAUCCAAUGGAAACACUGGAGAAGCUUCCCAACCUAAGGAUCCUGGUCUUAGAAAUUGAGGCAUUCGUGGGAAAGAAUAUGAAUUGUUCUGCCCCAGGUUUUCCUGAGCUCAGGAGUUUAAAACUCUCCAAAUUGUACAGUUUAGAGGCAUGGGAGGUUGCCGAAGGAGCAAUGCAUAAGCUUUUUACUUUGGAAAUUUCGAAGUGCAGGAGAAUGGAAAUGCUUCCCGAGGGACUAAAGUAUGUCAGUUCUCUCAGAAAGCUGAAGAUUAGCAUGAUGCCAGAACAAUUUGUAGGCAGGCUACAUAAGGUAGAUGGAAAAGGUGGAGAAGAUCUUCACAAAAUCAACUCCAACUGUACCAUAAAAUUUGGCAGUGAUGAUCGUUGGCUUUGA
Molecule: messenger RNA, 2865 nt
Organism: Coffea eugenioides
Lineage: Eukaryota; Viridiplantae; Streptophyta; Magnoliopsida; Gentianales; Rubiaceae
Product: probable disease resistance protein At1g58602
Exons: 2
Coding region: 1-2865 (954 amino acids)
Biological process (GO): defense response to other organism
Molecular function (GO): ADP binding
Source: RefSeq, a predicted model, not a curated record